Saccostrea echinata is the source of this 1894-nucleotide messenger RNA. RefSeq lists its product as uncharacterized. NCBI's taxonomy places the organism in Eukaryota, Metazoa, Mollusca, Bivalvia, Ostreida, Ostreidae. The record is from RefSeq and is a predicted model, not a curated record. The transcript has 8 exons. The coding region runs from base 155 to 1810 and encodes 551 amino acids.
UAACUGUUUUCUUUGCAACUGGAGUGAAAACAUGUGAAUUUGGAAAUGUGUUUGACUGUUCUGUAAUGAACACAUCUGUUUCUAUUGAAUAUUUGUUGGAACCACAAAGGUCUUCAGCAAUAACAGGAUAAAAUUCAAAGUUAAUUAUCACAGAAUGGCAUCAAAAACGAAAAUUGCCAAACCAAGGCAAAAUCCUCAAGGAAGAGAUGAUAAGCUCUUGCAAUAUCAGGGAGAAAUGUCAGAUGAAGACUCUCCAUGCACAAGUUGGGAAGGCACUGAUACUCAUGAACCCUCUUUAUCAUACCGAGGUAUUCGUGUUGGAAGGAGUCCCAUAUCAAGCAAGUCACAGGGCUCUGCUGUGCAGAGGGAGGAAAAGAAAUCUGACGCACAGGAUAUAACAUCCAUAGAGUUUUGGACAGACAAAAAAUUUCUUGUACAAAUCAUAAUUUUUGGAAUAUUACAAUCGUUUAUGACAUGGGUUGUUCAUAGAUCGCUUCAAGGAAGUAUCACCAAUUUAAAAGCCUGUAGCAGAAGUUCAUCCAACACAGAAGAAUCUUUACGAUGUUCAGACUGUAUGUGUAUUGCCACCGACGGAUUUUCAUCAGGAGAGUUUAGAAAUAUCAUAAAAAAUCAGGAAGCCUUGUCAAAGGAGUUCAAACAGAAAACAAAAGAACUGGAAGAUAUGGAAAACAAACUUGCAGGAAUAGAGACAAAGGUUUCAGAGUUCACUGGUCUACAUGACAUUAAGGAAACUUUGCAGGAAAUAGAUACAGAAAUAAAAGUUAUGCCAGAAAAUCUUCAUUCAAAUAUAACAUCUUCCCUGGAAGAAUUAAUUGACAAUAGGGUAAAAGACAGACUUGACAGUAUUGAAAAUAAUAUGGGUGAGAAAAUUAAAAGUGAAGUCCAAGAAAAGAGUACCAGUCUUGAAAACAAAUUACAGGACAUUCAAGAACGAAUUACUGUGUCAGAAAGAAAUAUGGGCCAACUUAUUAAGGAUGAAAGGAGAGAGAGGACAGCCAAGUUUAAUGAAGUAGAGGAAACUGUGAAUAAUAUAAAAGAAUCAGCAUCCAAAAACUUCACUGAAGUAGAAUCCAAGUAUAAGGGAGUGGAAGGUCAACUAAACUAUUUCUUCAGAGAACUUAAAGAUAUCAAUAUUUACAUCGUGGGCUUUCUGUUGGUUUUGGUGGUGGUUGUCAUUUAUGUUGCCUACAAAAUCCUGCUCCCAAAAUCGCCCUCUGGUGAGGAUGGGAUUAGGCAGGUUACACAAAUUCAUGAUCCAUUACCAAGGUCCAGGGUGGGAGGACAGUCUCCCCCAGUGAAUAUUGAAAGAAUCACCAAGAGGUCACUAGACAGAAGCAUAGGGAUUAUUAGUUUUAACACUUCUACACAGCAAUUUCAUCAAGAUCUAAUGAGUAAAGUUUCUAAGCCCAGAUCUUUGGAUCUCCUAUCGAGUUUUAUCCAUCGUUCAAAUGACAUCCCACACACCACCCCCUCCAAGGUUGUGUUUAUAUUUGUUGACUUUAACGAGAGGAACAUUAUCCUGGAGGACCCAGAGACAGAAAUAGGUGACAUCAGGAGACUGACCACUCAAGGACUCCUCAACAUGGGAUGUGAUGUGUUUGUGGUGUAUGUGAGGGAUAGAGGCUCCGAGAAUUUAAGGCCAAACCAGCUCUACAAUCCUCAGCUUUACUCCAUCGAGCGACACCCUAUACUUUCUAAACUCAAGGAAAGAGACCGUGUGUUGUCUGUCUAUAACAGCUUCCUCCCACACCAGGUGAAAUUCCUUGAGGACUGUCUCAAACGGUUGUGAUUAUAUCAUCCAUAUGAUGGUUGUGUUUUUAUUGUCCAUCUGACUGCUGUGAUUUUAUUGUUUAUAUUGCACUGGAGAAUGUGU